Molecule: messenger RNA, 1053 nt
Organism: Lodderomyces parapsilosis
Lineage: Eukaryota; Fungi; Ascomycota; Pichiomycetes; Serinales; Debaryomycetaceae
Gene: TIF34
Product: translation initiation factor eIF3 subunit i
Exons: 1
Coding region: 1-1053 (350 amino acids)
Biological process (GO): cytoplasmic translational initiation
Cellular component (GO): cytoplasm; eukaryotic translation initiation factor 3 complex, eIF3m
Molecular function (GO): translation initiation factor activity; RNA binding; protein binding
Source: RefSeq, a predicted model, not a curated record
AUGAGACCAAUCAAGUUAAUGGGACACGAGCGUUCUUUAACGCAAGUGAAGUAUAACAGAGAAGGUGAUUUACUUUUUUCUGUGGCCAAAGAUAAUGCUGCAUCAAUCUGGUACUCAUCAAAUGGAGAAAGAUUAGGAACUUUGGAGGGACAUAACGGUGUAAUUUGGUCAAUCGACGUUGAUCCAGAGACUGAGUUAUGUGCUACCGGUGGUGGUGAUUUGGCUAUAAAGUUAUGGAAGGUUGAAACUGGAGAAUGUGUUUAUACUUGGAACAGUCCUUCACCUGUAAGAAGAGUUGCCUUUUCACCAGAUGGAUCGAAAUUAUUAGCAAUUGCCGAUCAAGUAAUGGGACAUGUUGGGACGAUAUCUGUGUAUGACCUAAACCGUGAUCCAAGCACCUUGACUCAGCAAAAUGAAAAUCCAGCCUUGGUUAUUGAAAGAGAGGAGGAUGGAUCCAAGGCCACUGUUGCUGGAUGGUCUGGCGACGGUAAAUACAUAAUAGCUGGACACAAUGAUGGCUUUGUAUCCAAGUACGAUGCUGAAACAGGAGAGUUGGUUAAAAAGAUUCAAGCACACGGUAUACACAAUGAGGAAAAAAUAGUAAGUGUCACUGACAUUCAAUUUGCACCAGAGGAUAAAUCCUAUUUUAUAACUUCAUCUAAGGACAAAUGCGCUACUUUGAUUGAUGUUGACACGUUUGAAAUAUUAAAAGUUUACAAGGCCGAUGCACCAAUGAAUACCGCAGCCAUUACGCCGUUGAAAGAUUUCGUAAUCUUGGGAGGAGGUCAAGAAGCAAGAAAUGUUACUACCACAGCCGAAUCACAAGGUAAAUUCGAAGCCAGAUUUUAUCACAAGAUCUUUGAGGAGGAGAUUGGUCGUGUCAAGGGUCAUUUCGGUCCAUUAAAUACAAUCGCGGUACACCCAGAUGGUACUGGUUACAGCAGUGGAGGAGAGGAUGGUUUUAUUAGAGUCCACAUGUUUGACAAGUCGUAUAUCGAUUUCCUUUUUGAUGCAGAGAGAACUGAAAAAGCUGCAGCAGCAGGAAACAUUUAG